Chironomus riparius is the source of this 5286-nucleotide messenger RNA. The record is from the annotation of a GenBank genome assembly. NCBI's taxonomy places the organism in Eukaryota, Metazoa, Arthropoda, Insecta, Diptera, Chironomidae.
AUGUUCGCGAGAAUAGAAAAUCCUUUUAAUAGACCAGAUUUGCGUAAUAAUCAAUCAAUUGUGAUUUAUUUAGAUGCUGUUGGAAAUUUAUUGGAUUUAUGUAAUGACAAAGAUGACCAAGUUAAAGGCGUUUGUGAGGCUUCACUCGUGAGAAUUGCUAGUAGAAAUCCAAAUGAACUAAUAAACUAUGUCAUAAAUUAUAAGAAGAAGAACCCGAAAAUAAGUGAACACAUUAUCGCUGUAAUUUUAAGGAUAAUUGAGCAUGUUAUCACAGUUCAUAUUCGAGAGUUGGAAAAUGAAGUCAUUAUCAAUGUAAUAAAGUUCGUAAUUAGUGAAAUCACACGACAAAAUGAGCCAGUACAUUCGAUUCAAAAGCCAUGUAAAGAAAUACUAUGUGGAAUUGGACGAGAGCAUUGCAUGCUUGUUAUGGAUGAAUUAACAGCAAUUUUGCAACCACAUCAAGUUGGACAUUUCAUGGUCCUUGAAACUCUCGGCACAUUAACCAGAUCAAAUUUAGAUGAGGCUGUAACUUACAUUAAAGGAAUUUUAGGGACAAUAAUUCCAAUGAUCUCAUUACUAAAAACAGAUUUUCAGAAGCAAUCAUAUGCUUUGGCUAUACAAAACUUUUGUGAUGCCAUUUCUGAGUAUCAAUCGAAUGCCGAUCGUAGUUCCAAUAAUUCACAUCUUUCAAAUGAACCGGACGUAGUAACGAGCGAAGACGAAGAAGCAGAAGUUAUUCCAAAAUCAAAAUUAGUCGAUGUGUCUGCAGAAGUUGGCAUAAUUUUUGAUGUUUUUAUGCAGCAAUGGAUAAAUACAAGAAACUCAAAAUUAUGCUCGGAGUUUCUCAUCGUCUUAUCAUACAUUUAUCCGUUGUUGCCUAUUCAGAAAGUUCUUGAUAAUACUGGCAAGAUUAUACAUACACUGUUGAUGAUGUACAAGAGGUCAAUAGAUAGGUCAUCGAUCAGCAUAUAUUUAAAUAGUGUUAUACAUACUACAUCACGAUUAGAUGGACGAUUAUUAGAAACACAAGUUGACUCUGUAGCUAAUGCAAUCUUUGAUUUGAUCUGCGUUUCUCCUGAUUUUGAGAAACCAAUAGCUGUUCGAUCACACAAUGAAGUUUUGAGAUGUUAUGAUUUAGUUGCUAGAAAUCAUGGCGAUAAGGUUAAUGACAUGAUUUUGGUGAAAUUUAAGGCAUACGAUGAUAGUGAAAAAGUUAAAGCUUUAAUUCUUCUUACUCAUUUAACAAAUACGUCUGAGGAUGUUGUAAAAUUAAAAGUAAAUGAAUAUCUCAUAAUUCUGCGUCAGAUGAUAAUGAGCGAGAAAACAUUCAAGACAAAACAGAUAAUUUUACGCUCUAUCGUUGCAUUCGCACAGAAAGGAUUUAUCAAGCAUAAAAUAUUCAUUAAAUUUAUUAUUCAUCAUUGCUGUCAUCUGGUUAAAAUUCAAGCAGAUCAAGGCACGAAAGAGGAAGCUGCUGAACUUGUGAGGUCAUGCAAUAAUACAUUAAAAAUAUUAUCGAGAACAUUGAAUAAUGGACUGGAAAUAUUACUCAAGACCGAGUUAUUGCAUGUUUUUAUGCAGUAUGAAUACACAGAUGCAACUACGACAUUUGCUCAGUGCUUAACGACUUUAUUUAUGAAGGAUGAUAAAAUGUUUACUAGUGCUGCUGAGGAUGAUGCUGAAAGUAUGGCGGCAAGUACUGAAUCUAUUACUGGUGGUGACAGUUUGAAAAUUCCAUCCGCUGAAUCUAUUUUUGUUCGUUGUUUGGUGUUAAUGGCUAAUUUUGAUGAUAAGGAAAGGAUCAAGUCGAUUUUGAAUUUCCUACUUCAAUUUUGCCCUAAUUUGUCAGGCAAGCACUUGCAAGUUCUCUGGAAAGAAAGGAUUAAUCAGCUCAUGGAGAUUGUAAAGAUUAAUGAUGACGACAAAUUCUACAAAGAUCUAAAUAUCUUCAUUAUGGACACGAUUAAAGACAUUGAUGAACCAAAAUUCUCAGAAUCUUUAGUCAACAAAAUGUCAGACCAAUUUAUCUUGUAUCAAUCAUCUUUCCACAUCUAUAGUAUUCAUCCAAGCAAUCAGAAUCAACUUAAUACUGAACUAAUUGUACAAAACUUACGUGCAGAACGAGGAAUGUUGAUGAGAAUUAUGGGAUUAUGUCUCUGUUAUGUCACAGAUCCGCCAUCAAUUGACACUAAAAUUGAUAUAAUUUUGAAUCAAGUUAAGAUAGAGAAAUUGGAGAAAAUCCCAAGUUUCCAUGAAUUUGAAGAAAAGUUCUUUGAUCCAGCAAAAGCUUUUGGAUUCAUAUCUAAAGGACAUUUUGACUUGCUUAUGAAGAAGUUUGAGAAUAUAAUAGCUGAAGAUGGCAUGAAAAAGUCCAAUUCCUUCUUUUCAAGCUUAAAUUUUACUAAAGAUUCACAAAAGGAAGGCGAAAAGUACCGACUUAAGAUUUUAAUAAUAUUCAGUCUUUAUUAUAUCACGCAAACAACAGCACCACAAAAUAUCAUCAAAAAUGAUGAUGAUUUGAAUGACAAAAUAAUCUAUUAUUUAAAUCGCAUGCUUUCGGAAGUAAGAGAAUGUCAAAUUAAGAAAAUAAUUUUAGAAACAUUGUUGAAAAUCACUGAAAUCUAUAUUGAGGAACAGAUUAAAGACUUUAAGUAUAUUAAUGACUUAUUGGCAUCAAUCUUAAACAUCCCAAUUGAGAAUUCAAUGGGAAGUGGAUCAAAUAAUCAAAACUAUGGAAAUUAUGGAUUUUAUGACUAUUUACCGCUAUAUCCAACAGUCAUUAAGCUUGCAACAAAUCUCGUCAAGUUGUCACCAAUCGAGAAUGGCAAUUUGGAUGCAACAAACUUAUUGGAUAUUUCGUCACAGCACUUUUUUACUGCUGCGCAGAAUUUAAACAUUGAAGAUGAGGCAAAACAAAGCUAUUUGGCGCCACACAUAAACAGUUCAAUACCUGAACUGAAUACAUUUAUUAGAACACUGUUGGCUAGAAAUCCAUCACCGUCAGCACUUGAUGACAUCACUAGCAUCUUUGAGAAAUGGUUAAAAGAUAAAAAUUCACAAGUUAAGAUUUGUGCUGCAUUAAUAAUGGAAAAGACACUCGAUUCGUAUAUAAAAACUGUAAAAAUAGGAUGUGAAGCACCAUCUAAGUUCCAUCAGACUGGAAAUAUGCUUGGAAAAAUUGUUCCUCGAUGCAUCGACUCAAAUGCAAAAGUUCGCGAGAUUUGUGUUAACAUUUUGAAGAAAAUUUUGGAACUUACAUGCAUCUACGAGACAUUGACAAUUGCCGACGAAAACACGGACUGGAUGAAAGAACUGAAAGAUAUUCGCGAUAAGAUAACGAAUAAUGACAAUGAUGAAAUUAUUGUUUUGGCACAGAAACUUGCCAAUAUUAUUGCUAUGAGACUCUCUAAUCAGCAAUAUGUGACAUUUUCUAAGGCAUUACUCUACAACCUUAAUGAUCCAGAUUGGAGUGCAUCAGCUGGUGCUGCAUUAGUCCUUAAUUCCUUUAUUCAAGUUAAAGGCUCGGAAAUAUUUCAUGCAAUUCCAGAUUUAGUAAAGGACUCAUUUCAUGCAUUGAAAGUUUGUGACAAUAGCGGAACUAGAACGAAUAUUUAUUUAUCACUAGUUUCUUUGACUAAAUUCCAUCCAAAACUCGUUUGUGCUGAAAUGUUAAUGCAACCACUUCCGUAUGACGAGAAUAUUUGUGAAUAUUGGCACUCAGUGACAUCCGAUAGUAAUUUGACAGGAACAAUUAUUGAUAAUAUUUUGGAAACAAUUUAUGAAGUGCCUCCGUAUGAUAAUAUUACUGGAUCAAGUGAAACCGCCAAGAUCCUUACACAUAGUCCAUUUGCAAAUGUGUGUGCUUUUCGUGAGUUAAUUUUUAGUAAUGAUAAGUCGUCAGUUCCUGAACUUAAAAAACGUUUUGCACCGAUUUUUUCAAUGCUAAUGACAACACUUGCUGCUUAUAUUAAUACAAUUCCAUCAAUGGUUCCACCAGUUCAAGUUGAUGUCGAAAAAAUUAAGGUUCCAUCGUCAGCAAGUAAAAAUUCUAAAGGAACUCGCUUUGGCUUCAUUUCUAAUCGCGAUCCAGUGAAAGUUAUUCCAUCACAAAUUGUUCUUGAUACAUUUAUUAAGUUAAUGGAUAUCCUUGAGAAUGAAAAUGUUAAAACAGUUUUACAGUCAUUUCCACAAAUGUCAUCGAGUACGAAUUUGAAUAAUUUUAUGGAAUUUUUGACACCUCUAGCUGUUGGAAUUGCCAGCAGUCAUAACAUCAAUUCAUCAGAAAUGAAGGAAAUUAUUCAUGAUUUGAGUAAAUACAGUUCAUCGACUGUUGAUGCACAUCGUAUUGCAUUCAUUGGAUUUUUUUCGCAAUUGGUUCCUCUACGUCCAUGCGGAGAUAUUUCAAGUACAAUUAUGCUGCAUUUAACAGCAGCUUUAUCGGAUCCAAAUGCGUCUGUUCGUGCUUUUUGUAUUCGUGGACUUGCUUAUGUGUCGGAACUUAAUAAGCAUGAUAUUGAAAAAUAUUCAGAAUUGUCAUUAGCAGCAUUAUUAAAAGGAAUGGACGACUUUAAUGCAAAUAGCUUCAUUAACAUUCCAUUGGAGUCACUAAGAGGACUAAGUAGAGUUAUAAAAUCCAUACCAAAGGAGAAGCUUGAUCUCUUUGAAGUGUCAUUAACCAUUAGAAUUCGACCAUUUUUUGAUAAUCAAUCGGUUGAAAUAAGAGAAUCAGCUAUUUUACUUUUUGGUGAUUUAUGCUAUCAGACGAAACUUUAUCAGACGGGAAAGAACGAUGAAAUAUCGGAAGCAUUGAAGGAACAACUUGUAACAAAUUUAUUUCCAUUCCUGCUUCAUUUAAGUGAGAAUGAGUCGAUUAUUGUUAGGGCUUGCAAGAUAGCUUUGAGGAACAUUGGAAACAUCUUGGGAGCCAAGCAACUGAAUGAGAAAGUUCAACUGGAAUUACAAGAGUAUCAACAAUUGAACUAUGACCAUUUCAUCCAUGAAUUCAUAAGGAUUGCUUGCAUUGAAUUACCAGACAAUGUUCCUACCUUCAUCGAAUCAUGUUUACCAUACUUAAGAAGUCAAUGGCGUGAAAUUCAGCUCCAAGCUAUCCAACAUAUUGGCUUAUUACAUCACUUUGGAUCAAUUUCGACUGAAAAUAAUUAUCGCACUGAAUUGGAAACAACAACUAGUGAUAAAAUCAUUUCAUGUUUAAAAGACGAGCAGAUUGCUGUAAAAUUAAAGGCUGCAGAGGCAUUGGGAAAUAUUUUCUCAUCCGAAAAUCCUUAA